UAGCCAUCACAGGUCCUUCAGUCACAAUAAUAUCUUCUAUCCUGCUGAGCUCCGCCCCCACAGGUAUUGGUCACAUGAUUGUGACAUCAUCACAGGUCCUACACCUGUAGAAGCUACAGAGCAGGUCCUUGUCUGCUUAUGAAUCUUAAUGCUACAGACAUGAAGGAAGAUGAAGAGACAGAUAUGAGCAGUGAUAAGCAGUAUAAGGAGGAUGUUCCUCCAGGAAAAGAUGUGAUCUAUAUUAAUGUUCCAAACAUAAUGAAAGAAGAGACAGAUGUGAGUGGUGAUGAGCAGUAUAAGGAGGACAUUCCUACAGGGAAAGAUCUGAUCUAUAUUAAUGCUCCAAACAUAAAGGAAGAGACAGAUGUGAAUGGUGAUGAGCAGUAUAAGGACGACAUUCCUACAGGUAAUGAUCUGAACUAUAUUAAUACUACAGACAUAAAGGAAGAAGAAAAGACAGAUGUGAGUGGUGAUGAGCAGUAUAAGGAGGACAUUCCUACAGGUAAUGAUCCGAACUAUAUUAAUACUACAGACAUAAAGGAAGAAGAAGAGACAGAUGUGAGUGGUGAUGAGCAGUAUAAGGAGGACAUUCCUACAGGGAACAAUCCGAACUAUAUUAAUACUACAGACAUUAAGAAAAAAGAAGAGACAGAUGUGAGCAAUGUUGAGCAGUAUAAGGAGGAGAUUCCUAUAGGUAACAACCCAGAUAACAGUACGAGGAGAUCAGAGGAGAAUCUUAUAUCUUCAGAUUAUAAAGCAGAUGAUGAUAUCACACAAGAUACAUAUGAAGAACAUUCCAUUAUCCCAGAUACACCCUCAGCCCUUCACAGCCAAGAUCUGUCAUCUGAUUCAUCACCACAGACUGGUAAACAAAAUAAAAGCCACAGAAGGGGUUUUGGACACCAAAAAGAUUAUACAUCAAAGAAGAAGCCAUUUUCAUGUUCAGAAUGUGGAAAAUGUUUUACCCGGAAAUCAUACUUUGUUCUACAUCAAAAAAAUCAUACAGGGGAGAAGCUAUUUUCAUGUUCAGAAUGUGGAAAAUGUUUUACUCAAAAAUCAGAUCUCGUUAAGCAUGAAAAAACUCACACAGGAGAAAAGCCAUUUUUAUGUCAAGAAUGUGGGAAAUGUUUUACUCAUAAAUCACAUCUUGUUGAACAUCAAAAAACUCACACAGGAGAAAAGCCAUUUUCAUGCUCAGAAUGUGGGAAAUGUUUUGCUCAAAUAUCAACUCUUAUAAAACAUCAAAAAACUCACACAGGAGAGAAGCCAUUUUUAUGUCUGGAAUGUGGGAAAUGUUUUACUACUAAAGCAAGUCUUAUUGGACAUCAAAGAACUCACACUUGGGUAAAGCCAUGUCCUUGUUCAAAUUGGGGGAAAUGUACUCAUACAUCACUUCUUAUUAAACAUCAAAUUACUCACACAGAAGAGAAGCAAUUUCCAUGCCCAGAAUGUGGAAAAUGUUUUACUAAAAAUUCACAUCUAGUUAAACAUCAGAGAAUUCACACAGGAGAGAAACCAUUUUCAUGUCCAGAAUGUGGGAAGUGUUUUACUCAAACAUCAGAUCUUGUCCAACAUCAGAGAAUUCACACAGGGGAGAAGCCAUUUUUAUGCCCAGAAUGUGGAAAAUGUUUUACUAAAAAAUCAACUCUUGUUGAACAUCAGAAAACCCACACUGGGGAGAAGCCAUUUCCAUGUCUAGAAUGUGGGAAAUGUUUUACAAAAAAAUCUACUCUUGUUGAUCAUCAAAAAACUCACACAGGAGAGAAGCCAUUUCCAUGCUCUGAAUGUGGGAAAUGUUUUACUCAAAGAUCAAAUCUUGUUAAGCAUCAAAGAAUUCACACAGGGGAGAAGCCAUUUUAAUAUGCAAUAUGUAAGGAAAGGGAGAGGGGAUAAGAUGUCUGAUCGUGGGUGCUGGGUGCUGCUAUAGUCUUGGAAACGCUGAAAUUUCGGGGACUGGAGACGUCACACCACUCCUCUCCAUUUAUGUCUUAUCUCCUAUCCCUUUAUCAAGGAUGUAUAAAGAAGGCUGAGAGCAUUGUUUACACAGUACUGUGCCCCUUCAUCGGUGGUUCAGGAGAUGGAUCAGCUUCUUGCAACGCAAGACAAUCUAGCCUUUUUUUUUUUUUUGCCACAUAACAUUCUAGAAAAAAAAAUUGAAUAAAACGAAAAUCAGAUCUACACCUUACAAAAAGUAUU
Hyla sarda is the source of this 2196-nucleotide messenger RNA. RefSeq names its product gastrula zinc finger protein XlCGF26.1-like. The record is from RefSeq and is a predicted model, not a curated record. The transcript has 3 exons. Lineage: Eukaryota; Metazoa; Chordata; Amphibia; Anura; Hylidae. Gene Ontology annotation, biological process: regulation of transcription by RNA polymerase II. Bases 139 to 1860 code for a protein of 573 amino acids. Gene Ontology annotation, molecular function: RNA polymerase II cis-regulatory region sequence-specific DNA binding; DNA-binding transcription factor activity, RNA polymerase II-specific.